AUGGCACACGCACACCCACAGACGGCCUUUUCGAAUACUACCUUUCCCAAGCCAUCUUUCAUCAGCCGCCGGCGCGAAAUAGUUUACCAAAGCACCCUACUCUACCAACUUGACGUCCUCAAGUCGACAGGCCGCUACGAUGCCUUCAAGUUGCAAUGGGACCCUUCCUACAACGAUAAACCAAACGUGUGGCCAGUCCCAAAUCAUCUGUUCUGGGACUCCGACGUUGCGAAGUGGAUUGAGGGCGCCUGCUACUUUCUGCUCUGGAAACACAACGAGACUAUCGAUGGCGCUGUGAAGGAGCUGGUUGACAUGAUCCGCGCAGCACAACAGCCGGAUGGGUACCUCAACAUCCACUUCACUGUCGUGGCUCCUGAGAAGCGUUUUGUGUGCUUGCGAGAUUUUCAUGAAUUGUACAACGCUGGUCAUCUCAUCGAAGCUGCGCUUGCGCAUAACAAGCACUAUGGUACCGACGAUCUCAUGGAGCCAAUCCUCAAGUAUGUCGAUUUGCUACACAAAACCUUUGGUCCAGGCCCGGAGCAUAGGCAUGGUUACCCUGGACACCCAGAAAUCGAACUGGCACUUCUCCGCUUAUUCGAACAUACACGGGAUUCUCGACAUCUAGAUCUCGCUCGUUAUUUCAUCGAAGAGCGUGGGAACCCAACUGGACAGGGUGGACGGCACUAUUUUGAUGUCGAAGCCGAGGAGAGAGGAGAGAGCCCACAUGACAUGAUGGUGUAUUGGCCUGCCGAGAGGCCGUACCAGUACUAUCAAGCACAUGAACCUAUCAUCGAUCAGCCUACCAUUGAAGGGCACAGCGUGCGGGCGAUGUAUUUGCUCACGGCUGUGGCCGAUCUCGUCCGGCUCGACGGUUCGAAAGACAACAAGCCUAAGCGAGACGCUCUGGAGCGACUGUGGUCGAAUAUGGUAGAUAAGAAGAUGUAUUUGACGGGGGGGGUUGGAGCACAUAAGCAGUGGGAGGGUUUCGGAAUCGAUUACUUCCUCCCAUCCGGAACCGAUGAAGGCGGAUGCUAUGCCGAAACCUGUGCAGGAAUUGGAGUCAUGAUGCUCGCGGAGAGAUUACUUCAGCUCGAUUUGGACGGGAAAGUCGCCGAUAUCAUGGAGCUGUGCUUUUACAAUGCCGUUAUGACAGGAAUGUCUGCUGACGGGAAGCGAUUCACAUAUGUCAACCAGCUCGCAUCGACUGAUACUGACUUGUCACAGCGAGCUGAGUGGUUCACUUGCGCUUGUUGUCCCCCUAAUGUCACUCGAUUGUUUGGGUACGUUGGCGGAUAUCUGUGGACCUCGAAAGUGGACGAUAGAAGUUUAUCCGUGAACGUCCACAUGUACUCCUCGGCAACGCUAUCUGUCGAUGUUGGGGGCGCCACAGUCGAAAUCGAGCAGGUGUCAAACUGGCCGUGGGAAGGGAAGAUGGAAUUUGCUGUUAGGAAUGCAUCCGAUGUGCCGACGACAAUCAACCUCCGAAUUCCCGGUUGGGCAACUGAGUGGACGAUAUCACCAGACUUACCUAGCCCUCAAGUUGUGAAGGGAUACUUAAUGCUUCCUGCGGAUUGGCUCAGGGAUAAUCCGAACUUCACACUCAACAUUCCUUUGAAGUCGAGAUUUGUGUCUCCGCAUCCGUACACGAAUCAGGACAUCAUAGCGCUGGCGAGAGGGCCUCUGGUUUACUGUCUUGAAGACGUCGAUAACCCAUGGGUGAAUGACCAUUUUAAGAGCCUUGUUCUUGAUCCUGCGGCGGCUAUUUCUGAGACUGAAGCGUCAAUUCCAGGGACGGGAGAGCCAUAUGUCGCAUUGACCGGGCAGAACUGUGCGUCUUUCCUCAGCGUUGAUGCAAGUCUCGCCCCGCAAUUGCCUCGUGGAUCUACCACACAGGAGAGUGAUGUAAAGGUCGACAAGCUAAACUUUGAAUGA
Messenger RNA from Pseudogymnoascus verrucosus, 1932 nucleotides. RefSeq lists its product as uncharacterized. The record is from RefSeq and is a predicted model, not a curated record. The transcript is spliced from 5 exons. Gene Ontology annotation, biological process: carbohydrate metabolic process. Lineage: Eukaryota; Fungi; Ascomycota; Leotiomycetes; Thelebolales; Thelebolaceae. Bases 1 to 1932 code for a protein of 643 amino acids.